Penicillium bovifimosum is the source of this 1602-nucleotide messenger RNA. RefSeq names its product mevalonate kinase (gene erg12). The record is from RefSeq and is a predicted model, not a curated record. The transcript has a single exon. The coding region runs from base 1 to 1602 and encodes 533 amino acids. NCBI's taxonomy places the organism in Eukaryota, Fungi, Ascomycota, Eurotiomycetes, Eurotiales, Aspergillaceae. Gene Ontology annotation, molecular function: mevalonate kinase activity; ATP binding. Gene Ontology annotation, cellular component: cytoplasm. Gene Ontology annotation, biological process: ergosterol biosynthetic process; isoprenoid biosynthetic process.
AUGACCGAGAAUGCUACACUUCCAUUGAACGGCAAUAUGGGAGCCCCAAUUCCCGUUUCACGUCGUAUGGUCGACUUCCACCCUGAAAAUACUGUCAAAGUCCUCCCAAUUCAUCACAAAAGCACGAACGGAAGUGUUCUCGACGACAGCUCCGACAGCGCCUCCUCCGCCUCCACAGAAUCACACGAAGCGAACGGUAUGGAGACACGAAAGCGCCCGAUAAUGGCUCGCAAGGCCUCUUCACCAAUGGCACCUGCCUUUAUGGUGUCUGCGCCGGGCAAGGUCAUCGUCUUUGGUGAGCAUGCGGUGGUCCACGGCAAGGCUGCCAUGGCCGCAGCCAUCUCUCUUCGCUCCUACCUUCUUGUCACCACCCUCUCCAAGUCACAACGAACGAUAACAUUGAAUUUCCGGGACUUGGGUCUCAGUCACACUUGGAACAUCGACACCUUACCUUGGGAUAAGUUCCACGAACCCUCAAAAAAGAAGUUUUACUACAGCCUGGUCACCGAGCUCGACCCUGAACUCGUCGAGGCAAUCGAACCACACCUUCAGGAUGUCUCCAAGGGUCUCCCAGAGGAGCAGCGCAACAUCCACAUCCGCUCCGCAUCCUCUUUCCUAUACCUUUUCCUCUCCCUGGGCUCCCCGCAAAGCCCAGGCGCCAUCUACACCCUCCGAUCAACCAUCCCCACCGGAGCCGGUCUAGGCAGCAGCGCCAGUGUCUGCGUCUGUCUCAGUGCCGCUCUGCUUCUUCAAAUUCGUACCCUCGCCGGGCCCCACCCCGAUCAGCCGCCGGAGGAAGCAGAAACACAAAUCGAGCGCAUCAACCGCUGGGCGUUUGUUGGAGAGCUCUGCAUCCAUGGAAACCCGAGUGGCGUGGAUAACACGGUGGCCGCAGGCGGCAAGGCCGUGAUUUUCCGUCGCGACGAUUAUUCAAAGCCUCCAACAGUUGUCUCGCUGCCCACUUUCCCCGAACUCCCCCUCCUUCUCGUCAACACCCGCCAAUCGCGCUCUACAAAGACCGAAGUCGACAAAGUCGCAGCUCUCAGAGAAGCUCACCCCGUCGUGACAGAGUCUAUUCUCAACGGCAUCGAUCAAGUGACAUGCUCUGCACAACGCUUGAUCACGGACCCUAGCUUCGAGGGCGUCACAGAGAGCACCCUCGCUCACUUUGGAACCCUGAUCCGCAUUAACCACGGCUUCCUGGUUUCUCUGGGUGUUUCGCACCCCCGCCUCGAACGCAUCCGGGAACUGGUCGAUUACGCCGACAUCGGCUGGACUAAGCUGACCGGUGCAGGUGGGGGUGGGUGUGCAAUCACCCUGCUUCGCCCCAAUGCGAAGCCGGAAGUCAGGCAGGAGCUGGAAGACAAGUUCGACGAGGAAGGGUUCGCUACGUACGAGGUUACCCUUGGCGGUGACGGUGUCGGUGUUCUGUACCCGGCUGUGCUACGCAACGGCUCGGACGAACAGGGCGGCGAAGAAAUCGAUCAACAGAAGUUUGAAAAUGCUGAGGGUCCGGAGGGCAUUGAGCGUCUCGUCGGUGUCGGGGUUGAAGAGAAGAGGGAGAACUGGAAGUUCUGGAGGCGCGCUACCCCUCCAGCUUAA